Malaclemys terrapin pileata is the source of this 1764-nucleotide messenger RNA. RefSeq names its product cytosolic phospholipase A2 beta-like. Gene Ontology annotation, biological process: glycerophospholipid catabolic process. The transcript has 11 exons. Bases 85 to 1578 code for a protein of 497 amino acids. Lineage: Eukaryota; Metazoa; Chordata; Testudines; Emydidae. Gene Ontology annotation, cellular component: cytosol. The record is from RefSeq and is a predicted model, not a curated record. Gene Ontology annotation, molecular function: calcium-dependent phospholipid binding; calcium ion binding.
AGUGAAAGUAGGCCUUCCUGUAGAAAAGGGUACAAAGUUGGAGCUGCAGGUCCAAGUAAAUGAUUGAUCCCAGUGAUAGCUGUCAUGGCAACAGGAGGAAGUGUCAGGGCAAUGUCAGCAAUGUAUGGCCACCUCUUAGGUCUCCAGAAGCUGAAUCUCUUGGACUGUGCUACCUAUCUCACUGGUACUUCUGGCUCAACAUGGACCAUGACCAACCUGUACAAAAAUGCCAACUGGUCACAGAAAACUCUGGAAGGGCCAAUCAGUCUAGCAAAGAAACAGGUGAUGAAGUGCAAGAUGAAUGUUAUUUCCAUGGAGCAUCUUAAAUAUUAUCACGAAGAGAUGAUUAAGAGGGCAAAAGGAGGACACAUCUCAUCUUUUACAGAGCUGUGGUCACUUGUUCAGGAAGCGUUUUUACAUGAUGAGCCAGAGGAGAGUAAACUCUCAGACCAGCGCAAGGCGGUGGAUCAGGGUCAGAACCCCUUGCCUCUCUAUGCAAUCCUCAAUGUCAAAGCGGAACAAAUCAGCACUUUUAAAUUUAGAGAAUGGGUGGAGUUCUCACCUUACGAGGUGGGAUUGCAGAAAUACGGAGCCUUCAUUCGAUCAGAAAAUUUUGACAGUGAGUUCUUCAUGGGGAGGUUGGUGAAGAAACUCCCAGAGUCUCGGAUCUGCUUUCUGGAAGGUAUCUGGACUAAUGUUUUUACUCGGAAUUUGCUGGAUUGCUUAUACUGGUCCUCAAAUUCAGAUGAAUUCUGGGACCACUGGGCCAAAGACAUGGUAGAUAUGGGUAGAGAAAAUAAUGCUUCUGAUGACUCUUCCAUUGUCAUCAAGUCUCCAUGUUCCAUAUCAGGAAACCUUUGUGAAAUCUUUAAUGACAUUCUAACCACCCGCCCGCUACUGGAAGAGACUCAUAACUUCUUGAGAGGCCUAGAAUUUUACAAGGACUAUCUCCAACAGAGAGGAUUUAUUGAAUGGAAAGACACUGUGCUGGAUAUAUCCCCUAACAAACUGACUCCACGGGAGAAACAUCUUUGCCUAAUAGAUGUUGGCUAUUUCAUUAACACCAGUUGCCCACCGCUUCUCAAGCCAGAGAGGAAUGUGGAUGUCAUCAUCUCACUUGAUUACUCGAUGGGCAAUAUGUUCCAGCAAUUAGAGAUGACAUACAGAUAUUGCAAAACACAAGGAAUCCCAUUCCCCAAAAUUGAGCUGAGUGAGGAAGACAAGAAGAAUCCCAAGGAAUGUUACGUGUUUUCAGAGGCAGAGAACCCCAGAGCUCCCACAGUGAUCCACUUCCCAUUGGUGAACAACACUUUCAAGGACUACAAGGAACCUGGGGUGAAGCGCAGUCCCUUGGAGAUGAAGGAUGGUGAUAUAAAUUUGACCAACAAUAACUCACCAUAUUAUUUUACAAAACUGGUGUACUCUGCUGAAGACUUUGACAAACUGGUAAAUCUGAGUAGCUACAACAUCCUCAAUAACAAAGACCUGAUUCUACAGUCCAUCCAGAGGGCUAUGGCAUGGAGGAGAACCAGCAUGAGUGGACGUUUACCCACCGGUUUUGAAGUUCAGUCUGCCUAGGCAGUAUUUCUGCAUCAUCUACCUGCUGUAGGUUACAGUGUUCUGCCAAUAUUUUACCAGAGGCACUGCUGGUUACCUAUUACAUUGUAUGAAGUGAUACGGCAUCUGUGUAUUUCUCAUCUUGUCCAUUUCAAAUUGUCUUAGCUGUAAACAAGUUUUAUUAAAAAAAUCCAGUUUUUGCAGCCA